Molecule: messenger RNA, 1176 nt
Organism: Penicillium riverlandense
Lineage: Eukaryota; Fungi; Ascomycota; Eurotiomycetes; Eurotiales; Aspergillaceae
Product: ERF4 family protein
Exons: 2
Coding region: 1-1176 (391 amino acids)
Biological process (GO): peptidyl-L-cysteine S-palmitoylation; protein targeting to membrane
Cellular component (GO): extrinsic component of endoplasmic reticulum membrane; endoplasmic reticulum palmitoyltransferase complex
Source: RefSeq, a predicted model, not a curated record
AUGUGCGUCCGCUCGUUUCUCCUCGCCGCCCAUCCCCAACACUCUCUUUUUCCUCUUCAAACACGGCGUCCUUCACUUCCUCCUCCUCUUCUCUAUCGCCGCGGCAGGCACAAGAACGCUUGGUCCGUGUGCGUCCCCAUCUCGGGCCAGUCGUCGUUCCCUGCCAUCCUUCGCCCGCCCGCCGUCCGACUCGCCAACCCUGUCAACCACGUCCCCCGAAUCACCCCGAUCAGCGUCCCACCUCGCCAGCUCUCAUCCGAUAGCCUACCCCUCGAGUCUCCGUUGCUGAGCAUCCCCGAACGACGACGCAGUCGCUUCAGCCCGUCCCCGUCCAGUCUGAUCGUGGAGCGCAGUCAGGGCGAGAGCGAGAGCAGCCGCACCAGUAUCGGUCUGCCUCUAGGCCGGCGGCGUAGCCAACAUAUAUCACCCGCGGACAUGGCUGCAGCAUUUGCCGGCAGCGCGGCCAAGGAGGUGGAAAACCUCCAGCCCCCUGCCGAAGUCCAUCUAUCGCAAGAUGGCACUCGCCGCCAGAAUAAUGACGACCGGCCUCGCCACGUCCAGUCACAAACUUCUCUACGCUCCCAAUCCCAGAUCGCUUCCGUCCCCUCGAACACCGGCCAACCCGCCCCUGACGUCGCCGAAGAACUGGCCUGGGGCCCCGCUCACCCGUGUUUCCCGCAUCUGAACCCGCAUGUACCGAUUGGAUCUCAGGAGUAUCUCACCACGCGCGUGAUCCGGAUUCGACGCGACUGGAUGAUCAAGGGCGACUUGGCGCCGACCUUUUCGAAUCUGUAUCCCGAGAUUUUGGACCCGCUAUUGUCAGAACAAGAGUUCCGCCAGGUGAUUGCCACUGUGAACGAGGGCCUCAUCAAGGCCUUUGACCCGUUCCGCCUCCGCAAUUGGUUCGAUGGCGCGAUGGGCCUGCUGACGGGCUGGGUGUGGGACGACAUCAAUGCCCCUGGGAUCAAGAGCCAGCUACAACACGUCGAGACCUGGCUGGAGAACUGGAAUCGAGAGGUUGGCGCCAAGGACGGAGUGCACAUCUGGAGUCUGCGGCGAACCGCCUACAUGUCUCUCGAUAUCCAGAUCCCCGAUCCCAAGGUGGGCAUUGUACCCAGCGAGGAUCCCUCUCAACCCAAUACCAGGCCCAGCACCGGCAUUGGGCCUGGUACUUGA